Messenger RNA from Elephantulus edwardii (Cape elephant shrew), 2409 nucleotides. It is a transcript of the gene FGFR3, whose product is annotated as fibroblast growth factor receptor 3. Bases 1 to 2409 code for a protein of 802 amino acids. The transcript is spliced from 17 exons. Lineage: Eukaryota; Metazoa; Chordata; Mammalia; Macroscelidea; Macroscelididae. Gene Ontology annotation, cellular component: signaling receptor complex; membrane. The record is from RefSeq and is a predicted model, not a curated record. Gene Ontology annotation, molecular function: fibroblast growth factor receptor activity; ATP binding; fibroblast growth factor binding. Gene Ontology annotation, biological process: multicellular organism development; fibroblast growth factor receptor signaling pathway; positive regulation of MAPK cascade.
AUGGGCGCCCCGGCCUGCGCCCUCGCGUUCUGCGUGGCCCUGGCUAUCGUGGCCGGCAGCGCCGCAGGCUCCCCAGACACGGAGCUGCGCGUUGCGCGGAGAGCCGCAGAGGUCCCGGGGCCUGAGCACACCCAGCAAGAUCAGCUGAUCUUCGGCAGUGGGGACACCAUGGAGCUGACCUGUCACUCACCCAUGGGUAGCUCCCCGGGGCCCACGGUCUGGGUGAAGGAUGGCUCAGGGCUGGAGCCCUCAGACCGAGUCCUCCUGGGACCACAGGGCCUGCAGGUCCUCAAUGUCUCCCACGAGGACGCAGGGGUAUACAGCUGCCGCCAGCGACUCACCCAGCGCGUCCUGUGCCGCUUCAGCGUGCGGGUGACCGAUGCCCCGUCCUCGGGAGAUGAUGAAGAUUCUGAGGAGGCAGAGGACACAGGGGCUCCCUACUGGACUCGGCCUGAGCGAAUGGACAAGAAGCUCCUGGCUGUGCCAGCGGCCAACACCGUCCGCUUCCGCUGCCCGGCAGGCGGCAACCCCACCCCCUCCAUCUCGUGGCUCAAGAAUGGCAAGGAGUUCCGAGGCGAGCACCGCAUAGGGGGCAUCAAGCUGCGACACCAGCAGUGGAGCCUGGUCAUGGAGAGCGUUGUACCCUCUGAUCGCGGCAACUACACGUGCGUCGUGGAGAACAAGUUCGGCAGCAUCCAGCAGACAUACACGCUGGACGUGCUGGAGCGGUCCCCACAUCGGCCUAUCCUGCAGGCGGGGCUGCCAGCCAACCAGACCGCGGUGCUGGGCAGCGAUGUGGAGUUCCACUGCAAGGUCUACAGCGACGCGCAGCCCCACAUCCAGUGGCUCAAGCACGUGGAGGUCAACGGUAGCAAAGUGGGCCCCGACGGCACACCCUACGUCACCGUGCUCAAGACCGCGGGCGUUAACACCACGGACAAGGAGCUAGAGGUUCUGUCCUUGCGCAAUGUCACCUUUGAGGACGCGGGGGAGUACACGUGUCUGGCGGGCAAUUCUAUCGGGUUUUCCCAUCACUCUGCGUGGCUGGUGGUGCUGCCAGCUGAGGAGGAGCUGGUGGAGGCGGACGAGGCGGGCAGCGUGUACGCGGGCGUCCUCAGCUACGGGGUGGGCUUCUUCCUCUUCAUCCUGAUAGUGGUGGCUGUCACGCUGUGCCGCCUGCAUAGCCCGACCAAGAAAGGGCUGGGCUCGCCGCCUGUGCACAAGGUGUCCCGCUUUCCGCUCAAGCGACAGCAGGUGUCCUUGGAGUCCAACUCGUCCAUGAACUCCAACACGCCCUUGGUACGCAUCGCCAGGCUGUCCUCGGGGGAGGGCCCAGCACUGGCCAACGUCUCCGAGCUUGAGCUGCCUGCAGACCCCAAGUGGGAGCUGUCCCGGGCUCGGCUGACCUUGGGCAAACCUCUGGGCGAGGGCUGCUUUGGCCAAGUGGUCAUGGCGGAAGCUAUCGGGAUUGACAAGGAGCGGGCCGCCAAGCCAGUCACUGUGGCUGUGAAGAUGCUGAAAGAUGACGCCACAGAUAAGGACCUGUCAGACCUGGUGUCGGAGAUGGAGAUGAUGAAGAUGAUCGGCAAACACAAGAACAUCAUCAACCUGCUGGGAGCCUGCACGCAGGGCGGGCCCUUGUACGUGUUGGUGGAGUACGCGGCCAAGGGCAACCUGCGAGAGUACUUGCGGGCGCGGCGGCCCCCGGGCAUGGACUACUCCUUCGACACUUGCAAGCUGCCCGAGGAGCAGCUGACUUUCAAGGACCUGGUGUCCUGUGCCUACCAGGUGGCCCGGGGCAUGGAGUACCUGGCCUCCCAGAAGUGCAUCCACCGGGACCUGGCCGCCCGGAAUGUGCUAGUGACAGAGGACAACGUGAUGAAGAUUGCUGACUUUGGCCUGGCCAGAGAUGUACACAACUUGGACUACUACAAGAAGACCACCAAUGGCCGGCUGCCUGUGAAGUGGAUGGCGCCCGAGGCCCUCUUUGACCGAGUCUACACACACCAGAGUGAUGUCUGGUCCUUUGGUGUCCUGCUGUGGGAGAUCUUCACACUGGGGGGCUCGCCGUACCCCGGCAUUCCUGUGGAGGAACUCUUCAAGCUGCUUAAGGAAGGCCACCGCAUGGAUAAGCCGGCCAACUGCACGCACGAUCUAUAUAUGAUCAUGAGGGAGUGUUGGCAUGCGGUGCCCUCCCAGCGGCCCACCUUCAAGCAGCUGGUGGAGGACCUGGACCGAGUGCUGACAGUGACGUCCACCGACGAGUACUUGGACUUGUCAGUGCCCUUCGAACAGUACUCACCUGGUGGCCAAGACACGCCCAGCUCUGGCUCAUCGGGUGAUGACUCCGUGUUUGCCCACGACCUGCUGCUGCCUGCACCGCCCAGCAGCGGGACCCCGCGAACGUGA